Tarenaya hassleriana is the source of this 2265-nucleotide messenger RNA. Its product is annotated as primary amine oxidase-like. The transcript has 6 exons. Gene Ontology annotation, molecular function: copper ion binding; quinone binding; primary methylamine oxidase activity. Bases 1 to 2115 code for a protein of 704 amino acids. The record is from RefSeq and is a predicted model, not a curated record. Gene Ontology annotation, biological process: amine metabolic process. NCBI's taxonomy places the organism in Eukaryota, Viridiplantae, Streptophyta, Magnoliopsida, Brassicales, Cleomaceae.
AUGGCUUCCUCAUUAGGACAACUUCUCUUCCUCUUCUUCUUCCCUCUCGUCUCCUACUCCACUCUCUCAUCAACUUCUGUCCUCAAGAAACCAAGCCACCACCCUCUGGAUCCACUGUCACCUGCUGAAACUCAAGUUUCUAAGUUCUGUAUUAAAGGAGCAAAGAUGAGGUCUCUUCAUGCACCGGUUGUUUGCCCUGCAGUUCAUCCCCGACGAGUGAAUGCUUGUGCUUCACUUGUCGGCUACACUGGCUCGAAAACAAGGUUUAUUAGAAAUCGAUUCUUGGGUAGUCCUGCAAAAAUUGUCAAGACCCAGGCUGCUGCAGUCCCUAGACGAGCCGCCGCCAUAGCUCGGCUCAACAAACAAACCCUCGAGCUGGUUAUCGACGUAACCUCACGGUCCAUGCUCUCGAGCCAAAUCUACAGAGGGUUUGGCUACCCUGUUUACAGCCCCGAUGAAAAAUCCUUAGCCGUUGAUUUACCUUUUAGGUAUGGCCCGUUUAUUGAAUCCGUGAGACGAAGGGGCCUGAAUCUCUCUAAGGUGGUUUGCACGUUGUUCUCAGCUGGGUGGUACGGUGAGGUAGAAAAGACGAAAAGGGUCGUAAAGGUUCCGUGUUUUUACCCGGAAGGCACGGUGAAUUUGUUCAUGAGGCCAAUCGAAGGUGUGACAUUAGUCGUAGACCUUGAUGAUAUGAAAGUGGUUGACUAUAGAGACAGAUUUAAGGUCCCUGUACCAAAGGCCGAGGGGACAGAGUACCGAGCCACGGAGCUUAAGCCACCUUAUGGCCCCAAGAUCAGUGGUCCGGUCACCGUUCAAUCCUCGGAUGGACCAGGAUUCGACAUUAAAGGACAUAUUAUAAGAUGGGCAAACUGGGAAUUCCACCUGGGUUUCGAUGCUCGGUCGGGACCGGUUAUAUCGUUAGCGUCGGUUUACGAUGCUGAGAAAGGGGGAUACCGUAGAGUGAUGUACCGUGGAUUCGUGUCGGAGAUAUUCGUACCGUACAUGGAUCCGACAGAGGAGUGGUACUACAAGACAUUCUUCGACUGCGGCGAGUACGGAUGCGGCCAAUCCGCGGCGUCUCUCCGGCCGUCGGAGGAUUGUCCGGCCAAUGCCGUUUUCAUGGACGCCCACUUCGCCGGCCCCGGUGGCCUUCCGGCGAAGAUUUCGAAUGCUUUUUGCGUCUUCGAGAAGAAUACAGGGAACGUGAUAUGGAGACACACCGAAUUCGGAAUUCCCCAAAAGGAGUACACGGAGGCAAGAGCGGAAGUGACGUUGACGGUGAGGAUGGUGGCCGCACUAGGAAGCUACGACUAUAUAAUGGAUUGGGAGUUCAAACCAAGUGGAUCGAUCAAUAUAUGGGUGGGCUUAACCGGAGUGCCGGAAGUGAGGGGCGUGACGUACACGCGCCGGGAGAAUAUAACCGGUGACGCGUUCGGGACGUUACUAGCGGAGAACACGAUAGGGACGCACCACGACCACUUCAUCUCCUUCCAUGUUGAUCUCGACGUUGACGGCCAGACCAAUUCUUUCGUGAAGAACCGGCUGGUGACACGUCGUACCUCCACCAAUCAUGUCUCGCCACGAAAGAGCUAUUGGACUGUGGCCAGUGAGACGGCGGAGAGAGAAUCGGACGGUCAGAUUCAACUCGACCCGACGAAGCCCGUCGACAUCACAGUGGUGAAUCCGAACAAGAAAACAAAGAUUGGGAAUAAUGUCGGGUACAAGUUGGUUCCGGGUUUGAACUCGGUCCCUCUUUUGUCCGAAGAUGACUAUCCACAGAUUAGGGCUGCGUUUACCAAAUAUAACAUAUGGGUCACACCUUACAACAAAUCUGAGAAAUGGAUCGGCGGAAAAUAUCCGGAUCAGAGCCGAGGAGACGAUAACAUAGCCGUUUGGACUCGGGGAAACAGGGAGAUAGAGAACAAGGAUAUAGUCGUGUGGUAUACAAUGGCGUUUCACCACGUCCCUUGUCAAGAAGAUUUCCCGAUAAUGUCGGUCUUAAAGGGAGGGUUUGAACUGAAGCCGACCAACUUCUUCGACUACAAUCCUACCCUCAAGAUAAAGCCUCUUGUGGACUUGCAUGCUCAUUGGUCGAACUGUUCGUCCAAAAAUUAGCUAAAAAUCGUACUAUUGAUGAGUUGAUGUUUGGACCGUAUGGGUCCAGAUCUGGAAUUUGUGCCUUAGGGUUUAAUUUUUCAUUUAUCGAGUCUAUGUGAGGUUUGUGAUAUCCAUUUCGUGUAGCACUUGUUGCUAAUAAGUUCUUAU